AUGGAAGAGGAGAGGAAAGGAGAGAUAGACCUCGGGGUGUUCCUGGUCGACGCGAUGGAAAGGACGUGCGACUUGGCAGAUGGCUCCCGAGCAUGGCAGGGGUGGCAGUUGGUCGUAGUGGUGGUGGUGGUGGGUGCUACUGCUGCUGCUGCUGCUGCUGCUGCUGCUGCUGAUGUUGGUGGUGGUGGUGGCGGUGGUGGUGGUGGUGGUGGUGGUGGUGGUGGUGGUGGUGGUGGUGGUGGUAGUAGUGCUGAUGCUGGAGGUUCAAGAGCGAAAAGAAAGAUAACGAAGAGGAGACGAAAGAGGAUGCUGUGCCCUCGGGAUCUGGAACCACGUGGGACAAAACUCAGCAGAAAAGAAUCUAAUAAACCGAAGAGGAGAUCCAGUUUCUCGCCAUUAUUCCGUCGAAAUACGCUGGGAGCCUUGGAUGAGGACGAAAAGGAGGAUAAGAGGAGAAAGAGGAUGAGGGUAGUAGAGAAGGUCUGUAGUCUCCUGUCGGGAGCAAAACGUCACGAAGGAAGAGCCCCGGUUUAUCGAGAAUUUUGAGAAUGGUAAUGUAGAGGGUAAGAGAGCCGAAUUCGCAGACGGAGGAAAGAGGAAGACGCAGAGUCGUGGUAAGAGGGAAGGGAAGAGGCGGAAAGGUAAGAAAGGGAGAACUUCUCCGGGUCUCUCCAAGUAAUCCUGCUGCUGUUAGAGGAGAGGGAAGAAGGUAGGAGAAUAUAGGAUGAAAAUACCUGGAGUUAGAGAGGUCUUACUUGACUCACCCUCGCGCUUGCUUUCUUUCUCUCUCUCGCUUGCUCGCUCCUUCGUUCGCUCGCUCUCUCGUCACCAUCUCCGAGCAGGCUUUCUCGUACCGCAGCACACGCCAGUUGGUCCUAAAUAAGACAAAAGUCAUCAUAUAAUUCCAUGGCUAAUACUCGGCUCGCAUUAAUUUCUCGCGAGCUUUACCCAACUUCUUUUCCAAAUUUCUUUCGAGAAAAUGCUAUAUCAACGGAAUACCACCUUCUAACGUUUUCGACUUUAAGUCGUACGUAAAGAAACCACUCGAUAAGAGGGAAAACUUUGACUAACUGUGGAAAAUUACGAAAGAUAGGAUUACUCCAACGAUUACGCAAGAAAUUCAUUUGUGUCGCAGUUGUCGAGAACGGCUUUCACAUUUACGAUUGACAAUCGUAAAACGCAUGAUGCUGCUAGAUUAUUCUAAUUCUAAUCUAAUUUCUAAUGGAUCGCAUCUUCUUCAUCGUUGUUCGUUGUUCGUUGUUCGUUGUUCGUUGUCUAAUACAAUUCGAAGGGUGUUCUUUGUUACGUAAAAAUACACGCGUAUAUAUAUAUAUAUAUAUAUAUAAUACAUAUACCUAUAGACAUAUCGUGAAAUAGAUAAUUAUAUAACAUCGAUAAUUAUACAUAUAUGUAUACUAUAUAUCUGUAAAGAAGGAACAUUACGUCUUAUCGUACGAUUAUAAUUAAUUUUAAUACGUAAAAGCGGAAAAGAGAAACUUACAUCUUAUUAACGUCUGUACACGUCUUACCCAUUCCGACGCUCGACUUUGACUAAGGACUUUUCAAAACAGUGCCACGGAUGACUUUGUAGAGACGAAUCGAGAUCGAACGUAUUCUAACUUGUUACCACAAUCAAGGUCGGCAAUCAAAAUAGGAUCAUUACAUUCUGCCUACAUAACAAUAUUAUCUUGUUUACAAAGAACAUAGGCAGCGGGGCGAAAAGAGAGAUAGAGAGAGAGAGAGAGAGAGAGAGAAAUAGAAAGGCGGCAAGCGAGAGGAAAGAAAGAAAUGAAAAAACGAAUGUCGAUGAAAAGGCGAGGUUUGACUCGACAGUGCUCUCUUCUCGAAGAGGAGGAAUGGAAGAAGAAGGAGAAGGAUGGAGUAGGAGAGGGUGCUUCGAGAGCACGACGAAGAAUUCCGUCACGAUCUCGUCCACGUUCGCUUUGUCCUCGGCUUUGAUUUCUUCUCUUCUUGUUCCUCCUCUGCCUACGAACAAGAAGAGAGUAAAGAAGAGAAUGAGAGCGAGAGAGAGAGAGAGAGAAAGUCCACGGAGAGAUGCAGACAAAGAGCGGAGGGAGGAGAAAGAGAGUGAGAGGGUUCGAGAGAGAGAGAGAGAGGGUUCGCUCGGUUCAGUACCGGGAGAGUGAGCGAUAUUUACAUGCGAUUUGCAUACUAGUUGAUCCCUAUUGCUUCCAUCUCCAACGAGCCAGCAGGGGCGGCAGACCUACGCCCGAACCCUCCGUCACGGUUCGUCCUCUUCCUCUUCCUCUUCCUCUCGUUUCGCGAUUCUACGAGUAUCUAUAUCUCGCGUUCUCUCUCUCUCUCUCUCUCUCUCUCUCUCUCUCUCUCUCUGCAUCUCUUUCCGAGUAGUCUCCGAGUAUACCACGUACAUUUCGCGCUCUUCUGGCAGAAACGCGUAAGCGAAACCCUUAACUACUAAAGCGAAUCCGAGAGAGCGAGCGAGUUUCGACGUUCUUCGAAUCCUCCUGCUCGUUAUCGUGACCCUUAACGAAGUGUCCUGUAGAUCCCUAUGCUUCUCCUACUCUCACGUAACUAUAGCCGUGUGUGAGUACACGCGUCGAUGGCGCAUCGUCGACGCAUCGUCGCGAUAUACUUCGGAGGAUUCGAGGGAAAGAAAAAGGAAAAGGAAAAAACAUUGGAGAGAUAACGCGACGACAAUACUGCACUCCAUAGAUAUGCUAGAAAAAGCACGGCUAAAGCUUUCGGAUUUCGGUAACAGGCUUCACGGAUUUAACAGAGUUGGCAGAGCAACGUAAUCGGGUCAUACAAAUGUAGCCGGCUAAUUGCAGAUAGGCAGACUGGAUUGUCUUACACGUUAAAGACACCGUGAAAA
Molecule: messenger RNA, 2854 nt
Organism: Vespa crabro (European hornet)
Lineage: Eukaryota; Metazoa; Arthropoda; Insecta; Hymenoptera; Vespidae
Product: dual specificity protein phosphatase 8-like
Exons: 3
Coding region: 1-546 (181 amino acids)
Source: RefSeq, a predicted model, not a curated record